AUUGAUCAUAUAUCCUCCGGCAACCUCACUAAAUGCUCACUCCAUCUCUGUCUCUAAGAGGAAAAAAAUAACAAAAAGAAAGAUACCCCAACCCGUCUUAUUAAGAAAAUAAUUAACCUUGGACCCAUCGCUCCUUUUUUGUCCCCUUUCUUAGCUUCACACCAUUACCCUAAGCUUUCCUCAUCAUCUCAUUUCACUAUCAUAAUUUCAUCUAUAUUUUCUGCGUUACUUUCUAUCCUUCACAACAUAGUUUCCAUAUUCAAACUAUCUCUAUCUAUCAACUAAUUUAUCAUGAGGUUACGGUGGUUGUUAGACACAUGCUCCUCCGCCAACAACUGCGCCACGGCCACCCACAACUCAACCAUCUCACUGCAUCCAUCCAAGAAACAACAACAUGCAUCAGACUCAAGCACUUCUUCUUCUUCAACCCUAACCUCCGACGACAGCACCUCAACUCUUUAUAGCAACUACUCAAUACAAACACUUCCAUCAGUUCCAUCUCUCCAAAAACUCUCUUCUCAAAACCUCAACAACUUCUCCGUCUCCUACCACUGCAUCACCUCUCUCACACCCCACUCUUCCCGCCCUAUCACAUCGCUUGCCCUCCACAACAACCUCCUCUACGCAGCUACGGAAAAUCAAAUCAACGUCUACGAUCGUCAAACGUGCACUUAUCUCCAUACCUUCAACACCAAAUCCAUUUCCUCCGGUUCAACUAAAACCAUUGCCUUCUCUAAAGACAUGGUCUUCACCACUCACCAAGACUGUAAAAUCCGCGUCUGGAACCACCACCACCACAAAAACAACAACAACCACCGGAAGUUAACCACUCUUCCCACUGUCAACGACCGUUUCCGCCGUUUCCUCCUCCCAAGUAACUACAUCAACAUCCGUCGCCACGUAAAACGUCUCUGGAUUGAACAUGCCGACGCCGUCACCGACCUUGCAGUUUCAAACGGCGUUAUCUACUCCGUUUCAUGGGACAAAACACUCAAAAUAUGGAGAAUCUCUGAUCUUCGUUGCUUAGAAUCCCUCAAAGCACACGAAGAUGCGGUCAACGCGGUUGCAGUUUCUAACGAUGGAACAGUGUACACAGGAUCAUCCGAUAAACGAAUCCGCGUUUGGGCGAAACCCGUCGGUGAAAAAAAGCACGUUCUAGUUGCAACUUUGGAGAAGCAUAAAUCAGCGGUUAAUGCUUUAGCCCUAAACGACGACGGUUCGGUGCUAUUUUCAGGUGCAUGCGAUCGUUCAAUAUUAGUAUGGGAACGAGAGGAUAGUGCGAAUCAUAUGGUUGUGAGUGGGGCUUUGAGGGGGCAUCAGAAAGCGAUACUUUGUUUGAUCAACGUUUCUGAUUUGUUGCUGAGUGGUUCUGCUGAUCGGACGGUUAGGAUUUGGAAACGGGUUUAUGAUGGUUCGUUUUGUUGUGUUGGUGUUCUUGAUGGUCACCGGAAACCGGUUAAGUCGUUAGCGGCAAUUCAAGAGUAUAAUGAUGAUGAUGAAAGUCAAAGUUCUCCUAACGGUGUCGUUUCUGUUUUUAGUGGUUCAUUAGAUGGUGAAAUAAAGGUUUGGCAACUUUCUAUUGGGUGUGAUCUGGCCUCUCAGGGUCAAUCAAUAUUUUCUGAAUUCCUAGAAUAGAAUGCUGUAAUAAAAUCAGAGUAUAUGAAAAGAAGAAGUACAAGUAGUGAACAAGGACAAAGUACAAACUAGUAUUUGAUUUAUAUUUUUAUUUUUAGUGUAAAUUUCAUUCCCCUCAAAGAUGUUCGAAUUACACUCCUCUUCACACUCAUGUUAAAAUAUACACUUCUCUCCUUCGAAAAGUAAAAUUUAUAUUCUCCUUCCUUAUAAAA
Molecule: messenger RNA, 1847 nt
Organism: Medicago truncatula (barrel medic)
Lineage: Eukaryota; Viridiplantae; Streptophyta; Magnoliopsida; Fabales; Fabaceae
Product: protein JINGUBANG
Exons: 1
Coding region: 292-1635 (447 amino acids)
Molecular function (GO): protein binding
Source: RefSeq, a predicted model, not a curated record